UUCAUUUCGAUUGUCAUUGUCUGAUCACAGUCUUAUGACUGAGCUCCUUCUGAUGCCAGAUAAGGUUGGUAUAAAGUUAAAGUUGAGCUCAGACAGGUGCAGUUGUCUCCAGACAAACAAUAGUAAAGCUGAAACCUUGUUUUAAACCGAAGGAUUGUUUGACAUCAAGACGUAUUGUUUAUAGAUAUGGCAUCUGCAAGGCCCAUGUCAGCUCCAGUGUGUUGGAUUGAAACUGAUGAUAAUGGGCAGUUAUGUGUGAGAAAAGAGGCCAAAGAUAUUCUGGACAGCAUCAGAGAGCCGGUCGUGGUGGUGUCUGUGGUAGGACUUUACAGAACAGGGAAAUCUUACCUGAUGAACCGUCUGGCAGGACAACAGUCUGGCUUUGCUCUUGGCAGCACGAUUGAGUCGAAGACCAAAGGCAUCUGGAUGUGGUGCGUCCCUCACCCCUCUAAAGCAGGACACACACUGGUGCUGCUGGACACUGAGGGACUUGGAGACAUAGACAAGGGGGAUGAAAAGCACGACACCUGGAUCUUCUGUCUGGCUCUUCUGCUCAGCAGCACUCUGGUGUACAACAGCUUAGGAGUCAUAGACAAUAUGGCACUGGAAAAACUGCAUUAUGUGACAGAGCUGAGAGAGCACAUCCGUGUUAAGUCGGUGAGAGACAAUAAGGAUGAUUCUGCAGAAUUCAUGAGUGUUUUUCCAACUUUUGUCUGGACUGUUCGUGAUUUCACUCUGGAACUAAUAAAGGACAAUGAAACGAUCACAUCUGAUGAAUAUCUGGAGGGAGCUUUAAAACUCAAGACAGGCAGUUCACCUCAGAUUGAGCAGUAUAACCUGCCCCGCCGCUGUCUGCGGAAUUUCUUUGCGGUGAGAAAGUGUUUUGUAUUUCCUCGGCCUGCUGGAACGAAGGAGAUGAGAAGAAUGGAGAAGCUGACUGAAGCAGAGCUGGAUCCAGAGUUCCUGCAGGAGGCAAAAAAAUUCUGCGAAUACAUCUACAGCAGUUCGGAGUCAAAAACUGUCAUGGAAGGUCGCACAGUCUCCGGACCUGUUCUGGGUAGUCUGGCUGAGGUGUAUGUGGAGGCAAUCCGCAGAGGAAAUGUUCCAUGUCUGGAAAAUGCAGUGGUGUCCCUAGCUCAGAUCCAUAAUGUCCAAGCAGUGGAUGAGGCCCUGCAAAUCUACAGGACUGAGAUAUUCAGUUUAAUCCAGAUUCCAGUCGAUCCAAAACAGCUGUCUAACAUCCACAAAAGUGCAGAGAAGAAAGCCAUUGAAGUUUUCAUGAGCACAUCCUUCAACGACAUAGAGCAUAUUUACCAACAAGAGCUUGCGGAGAAGAUUCAAAAAGAAUAUGAAGAUUUGUGUGUACAGAAUAAGGAAGCAUCUGUGAGCGAGUGUCAGACAGUUCUGCUUUGUGUGUUUGAGCCGUUGGAAAAUGCCCUCCGUGACGGAUCGUAUCUGAAACCUGGAGGAUACAGACAGUACAGAGACACACUUGCACAGCUGGCUGAGGUGUACAGAUCACAAACACACACACAAAUAAUGAGUGAGGAGGUGUUGAGUAAAUAUUGGGAAGAGAAGGAGGAUUCUGGAAUGAUCAUUUUAGCUGCUGAUGAAUCUCUGACUGAAGCGCAACACCAGCAAGAGGUUGCGAGUUUCCAGAAGGAUGUUUUAGAACAGAAGCAAAAAGGUCUAGAGGAACAAAACAAGUUACAGCAUCAGAUGCUUUAUGACAUGCAAAGAACCCACGAUGAGCAUGUGAAGCAGCUCAUGGAGAGGAUGGAGAAAGAACAGGAGAGAACGAGGCGAGACAAUGAACGAGUGAUGGAUGCUAAACUUAAGGAACAGGAGGCUCUUCUAAAGCAGGGCUUCCAGCAGGAGGCUUCACGCCUGCAGAUGGAGAUCAACAGUUUGAGAUCACAGAGGAGCAGUGGAGGAGGCUUCUGCAGCAUCUCCUGAAAAUACACACUAAACAUGAUCUGCUUGAUUAUUAAUAUUAUUAUUAUUAUUAUUAUUAUUAUUAUUUUAUUUUUUGUUUUAUUUUGUAAAGUAAAAAGGAAGCAGACAGGUAAUCAUUUAAAGUAACUAUUUAAGUGUUGGCUGAGACUUUCCUUUUUCUAAUAUAGAUUUCUUAGAUUUGUGCAUAAUAAAAGAUGUACGGUGUCCCCAAAAAGUAUUUGGAGUCUUUUGGACAUUUACAUGUAUUCAUUUUGCUGACUCUAUUAUCCAAAGCAUCUUACAUAUACAACAACUGAUUUAUUCUAAGGAGCCAACUUAUGACACUUAAAAAUGUAUGAAUUAAAUUGCAUUCUCAGAACUUCAUUGUUAUGAGUGAUUUUUGCAAUUAUUUUCAACUAACCGGUCCCAAGGUGAUUUUUAGUGGACAGAUAAAACAGAGUUCAGUUGAAUUUGAAUGAGGUAGCUAGUAGGGUGUAGAAUUGCAAUUCAAAUUUGUAUUUAAGGAAGUAGAAUUAAAAUGGAAUGAAUUUCAUGUUGCUAUUGUUUAGUUUUUAAAUAAAUAUUUGAUUUUUCAGUGUAACAUGAAACU
Molecule: messenger RNA, 2545 nt
Organism: Myxocyprinus asiaticus (Chinese sucker)
Lineage: Eukaryota; Metazoa; Chordata; Actinopteri; Cypriniformes; Catostomidae
Product: guanylate-binding protein 1-like
Exons: 11
Coding region: 187-1956 (589 amino acids)
Molecular function (GO): GTP binding; GTPase activity
Source: RefSeq, a predicted model, not a curated record